UUGGAGAUGUUCACCGUGAGAAGAGGACUAGAGUAGCCUUGUCAGAAACCAUUUGACAUCGAGAGAAUCAAACAUAGCCUACUUGCUGUGCGCUCUGUUGUGUACCAGCGUGGGUUCCGGUUGAUUUCUUGCAAUUAUUCAUUCAUGUGCGAAUAGUUUCGAAACACAAGUACUUGGAUUCAGCGAGAACAUCUUUCCGUGAAGUCAUUUUGGAAAUACCGCUACGGACGUGCAAGGUAUGGAUUUCAAAGGAUCGUACAAAUUACGUUAAGUUGCACUUCAAGGAUUUUUUACGGACUGUUGCUGAACUGCUGGGCACAACCUGAAUCUCUGCACUGACAGCGAGCCUAAUUCGUUUCAAGGUAUUGAGUGUAUGCAACUUUAUAGAAAUGUUUCAACACAACAAAAAGUGUUUUACCAUUGAAUCACUCGUCGGUAAAGAUGCCAAUUCCUCGACAUCUGGGGACGAGCCAAUCAGACCUACAGCGCUGAGAUUGACAGAGUCAGUUCACCCGGCGCCCUUUGGGACAUGCUUCCAGAAUUCCGGCAGGACCUUGUACAGUAGCCCGGAAAUGAUGUUCCAAGAUCCAGGCGCGCACGCUACGAAUCCCGCUCUGUCCCUCCACCAUCUCCAGAUCCCAUCACAGCAUUUCUUCAGCCCUCAUCAGAGAGACACCUUAAACUUCUAUCCCUGGGUCCUGAGAAAUCGAUAUCUUGGACACCGGUUCCAAGGAGAGGACAGCAGCCCAGAGAACCUGCUCCUGCACGGGCCGUUCUCCCGCAAGCCCAAGCGUAUCCGCACGGCCUUCUCGCCGUCGCAGCUGCUACGUCUGGAGCGUGCUUUUGAGAAGAACCACUACGUGGUGGGAGCCGAACGCAAACAGCUGGCCAAUGGCCUCUGCCUCACAGAGACACAGGUGAAGGUGUGGUUCCAGAACAGGAGGACCAAGCACAAGCGCCAGAAGCUAGAGGAGGAGUCCCCGGAGUCCCAGCAGAAGAGGAAGGGCAGCCAGCACGUCAGCCGUUGGAGGGUCGCCACGCAGCAGUCCGGCUCCGACGACAUUGACGUCACCUCCGAGGACUGAGGAGUCAAGGACAGCGGACAGGGACAUUCAGGACACCUCAGAGACACUGAAGAACACAGAGGAACACUGGGGAACACAGAGGGCAUUGAGAGGGACUGAAGAACACUGGG
This is a messenger RNA of Engraulis encrasicolus (European anchovy), 1195 nucleotides long. RefSeq names its product empty spiracles homeobox 3 (gene emx3). Gene Ontology annotation, cellular component: nucleus. Bases 390 to 1085 code for a protein of 231 amino acids. NCBI's taxonomy places the organism in Eukaryota, Metazoa, Chordata, Actinopteri, Clupeiformes, Engraulidae. Gene Ontology annotation, biological process: central nervous system development; regulation of transcription by RNA polymerase II; neuron differentiation. The record is from RefSeq and is a predicted model, not a curated record. Gene Ontology annotation, molecular function: DNA-binding transcription factor activity, RNA polymerase II-specific; RNA polymerase II cis-regulatory region sequence-specific DNA binding. The transcript has 3 exons.